AGAUAUCCGCAAUAAUGAAAUCUCCUGGGCCAUUGAAGACUCCAUUGGUUUGUUUGAUGGAAUGAAGAAGCUGAACACACUAAUCCUACAGCGGAACACAAUCAAAUCAAUCACUAAGAAAGCGUUCGAGGGCCUGGAGGAGCUGGAGCACCUGGACCUCAGCAAGAAUGGCAUCAUGUCAAUACACCCCGAGGCGUUGUCCCAUAUGAAGCUCAAAGUGUUUGUCUUGAACACAAGCAGCCUGCUGUGUGACUGCCAUAUGCAGUGGCUGGGGUCUUGGCUGACCGACAGCCAGUUUCAGCAGUCUGUCUCUGCUGUCUGUGCUCACCCUGCCAGCCUUCUUGGUCGUAACGUCCUGUCCAUCAGCCCGGAAGAGUUUGUUUGUGAUGAUUUCCCAAAGCCUCAGAUCACAACUCACCCAGAGACGUCUGUGGCACUGCGGGGGAACAACGUGACUCUGAGCUGCAUUGCGUCUAGCAGCAGCGAUUCGCCAAUGACCACAGCAUGGCGGAAGGAUGGGGAGGUGCUAUAUGAUGCAGAAGUGCAAAACUACGCCCGGUACCAGGAGGGAGAGCUGAUUUACACCACUGUGCUUCAUCUACUUAAUGUCAACUUUACUGAUGAGGGCCGCUAUCAGUGUGUGGUCUCCAAUCACUUUGGCUCCAACUACUCCAACAGGGCCAAGCUUACCGUCAAUGAGCUGCCAUCCUUUCUUAAGACUCCCAUGGAUUUGACGAUUCGAACUGGUACCAUGGCCAGGCUAGAGUGUGCUGCUGAAGGCCAUCCAUCACCCCAGAUUGCUUGGCAGAAGGAUGGGGGCACUGACUUCCCUGCUGCCCGAGAGCGCAGGAUGCAUGUGAUGCCAGAUGAUGACAUCUUCUUCAUUGCGAACGUGAAGACAGAAGACAUGGGAGUAUACAGCUGCACAGCACAAAAUGCAGCUGGCAGCCUGUCUGCAAAUGCUACUCUCACCGUCCUGGAAACUCCAUCCUUCAUGCGGCCGCUGGAAGACAGAACCGUGGCCCGUGGUGAAACUGCCGUGCUUCAGUGUAUAGCUGGAGGCAGCCCCGCCCCUCGUCUCAACUGGACCAAAGAUGACGGGCCUCUGGUGCUCACUGAGCGCCACUUCUUUGCUGCAGCCAACCAGCUCCUUAUCAUAGUUGAUGCCGGUCCUGCUGAUGCUGGGAAAUACACCUGCAUAAUGUCUAACACUCUGGGAACAGAACGUGGCCACAUCUACCUGAGCGUUUCGCCAUCACCAAACUGUGAUACCGUCACAGGAUAUGACCAGGAUGGCUGGACCACUGUGGGCAUUGUGGUGAUUGUGGUGGUGUGUUGUGUGGUUGGAACCUCUCUGGUAUGGGUCAUUGUCAUCUAUCACAUGCGCAGGAAGAGCGAGGACUACAGCAUCACCAACACAGAUGAGAUGAAUUUGCCAGCAGACAUCCCCAGCUACCUGUCCUCUCAGGGUACUUUGUCAGAGCCUCAGGAAGGCUAUAGUAACUCUGAGGCUGGCAGCCACCAGCAGCUCAUGCCUCCUCUCUCCAAUGGAUAUGUCCAUAAGGGCACAGAUGGUGUGUGUUAUGGAGACACAGGCAGCGAGGUGGAAACGGAGGGGAACGGCAUGCUGCACUGCAGGGUGGGCUCUCUGUUCACUGGACGUAGCAGCUUCCACCCUGGAGACCACCGUGAGGGACUGUCUGGAGUUCCCACAGGUGGUGCAGGCCCCGUGGUCAUCUGCUCCGACUGCUACGACAAUGCCAACAUCUACUCUCGUACACGGGAGUACUGCCCCUACGCCUACCUUGGGGAGGAUGAUCCACUGGACAAGACUCCACCCGGCCUGAAGGACGGCUUCAUUGAGCAUGCCCAGCACAAAGACACUGCACUGGAGAGCCUUAUUAGCAACCAGGACUCCUCCAACUUUCUCACCUCACAUGAAAAAAGGUUGAACAGCCACACUCCCCCGGAGCACUACACCAACGAUUUUCUUAGCAGGUCCUUCUGGGGAGAAGGGGAAGAUCCGUCCUCAAAACACCAACCAGGUCCAUCCCAGCACCCAGUGACUGUACACAGGACACCUCCUCUGACUUCCACUGCUGACAGGGCAGAGGAACAGAGUGAAGCAGAGGUGGACAGCUUUCCCAGGCGAUGCACACCGGACCACAGAAGUGCCUCUAAUAGGACUAACCCUCAGGAGCGUUCUGCUCCCACAUAGGUCCUUAUACUCCGUCCCGCGUUCUGCCUCUGACACCUUGUUGCUGCACCUCCCCUACCCCCACUACCUCCAAAGAAACUCCUUACAUUCUGCCAAAGAUGCUCUCUUGUAUGUUUACAUUCCCCUUUCACUCAAGAGGACAUGCUAACGGUCUCCACUGUGGAAAGACUGCCGUGUCAGACGGAGAAAUGGGCCGGUAAUUAAAGUGACCUCCUCCUUGACACCUCCACAGGACCCCUUAUUCCCACAUCCUUCCUCACUUCUUUGUUCUCUUUUUGGAGAAAGCUAUGAAUGUAUUCUUUAAAGAGUCAUGUCGGAUGCUGCCAUGAGAAAAUGCCAAGACAUGGUGGAGUAUUUAUAAGCUCUCUCUCCCCUGUCCCUUCCGCUGUGGGGCUGAAAUUCAGUGCCAGUUUUGUCUCAUCAUUCCUGGUACAGACACCUGUUGGAGCUGGCUACAUGACUUUGGUAGUAAUUACAAAUCACCUAUUCCCAAGGAGGGGAAAGUGGGGUUAACACGGGACAAAUGUAGUUCCCUAACCAGCAGUUUGUGGUUGUUUUAAUAUAGGAAAGAACAUUCAACAUAUGUCCCAAAUUCCCACAGCCAUCCCGACUGACUCAAAACUAUGCUAUCUGGUAUCCUGUUAUGCAAAUCCCAGAGACUUCGACACCAAACUGUGGUAUAUAUUAUGAAUCUAUAUAUGAAUAUAUCCUAUAUCAUUAUCUCAUCUUGUUUCUGUCCUUUUAAAUUUUUUUUUUUUUUUUUUUUUUUUUUUUAAAUGUCUUCGUAAAGAUAAGUUUGGAGAGAAGGCGUACAAUUUUUUGCACAUGUGACAAUCAUGGUUUUGCUGGCUAUCUUCUUAUGGUUGUUUAUUGGAUGGCCUUUUUAACAAGCAUUCUCAGUAACCUCGGUCAGGUGACAUUAUGGUUUAUAUAUACAGUGUGCACUGAUUUGUUUUCCCUUUUGUCAUACCUUACAGGCACUUAAUUUAAUGGUGGCCAACUUUACUAUGCAGUGCGCAUGCCAUUUUAAAAGAUUUUUCAUCCCAGUUUUAUCUUAAAAAGUUCCUGAUCCUUCCGUAGAUAGUGAUCAAGUCUAGGUUUUCACUUGGGACUGUGACAAAUGAGAAUGUAUUGUAUUAUUUUAUUCAUGUAUGUAUGUAUUUGUACAUAAGGCUAGUAAUCUAUUAAACGCCAUGUCCUACUAGUCCAUUUGCAGAGAUGUUUGAGACAUAAGCUGCAGUAAUUUUAAGCGUAUUCAUUUUAAGCCUUUAUUGUCCCAGCAUUCUCCUGAAGUUUUUACAUGUUGGUUCAGGUAACAAGAAGAACACAUUUUCUCAAUAAGUGGGUGAUAUUUUCCUCAUAACUGAAAGUCAGCAAUCCGACAGCUGCCAGCUUUAGCAAACUGUACUGUUUCCAAAUGUCAGUUUUUAAGUUAGAUCGCCUUGAUUAUUGCACUUUUGUGACUCAGAAGCUUAUAUUUGCCCAAUAUAUUUAGCAAAUUGUACUCUGUUGCCAGUUUAUUAGGUACACCUUGCUGAAAGCAAUGCAGUCGAAAGAGCAGUCCUUCGAUAUAUCCUACCUUUUGUGAAGGUUAUAAUGUACAGUUUUUGUUGAAAAACAUUUUUACAUAGGAUUGUAUGAUCAUUUUGGAGGAUGUAGUUUGUGGUGGUGGUGUUGAAUUGUAUUGCAUUAUACUGGCAGAUGUUGUUAUUUUGUGCAGCACAUUUUCAUCAUAUUUAUAUUUCGUGAUGGUAGGAUUUAUUGCACGACUGUUGUUAGAUGGUUUUAGCUAGGUGUACCUGAUAAUAAACUGUCAAUUGAGGGUAUAUCAUACUCAUUCUUCAACGCUACAUCUGACAACAUAUUUGAAAGUUUAUUUUUGUUUUUGUACUUUGUUUUUUUGAUGAUUAGCACUGCUACAUUCUACUCUUUGAUUUUUGACCAAAAAAGGAGUUGUCAUGUUCCUUUUCUCCCUCUUUUGUAGUGGUACACUGAGUGUUCGAGAGUAUUUCAGACACUAAAAAUCAAUAAUGCUGAAAAGUUAAUCUACAGUGAAAAUGUGCGACGGUGUUGCUUGAUGCCAUGUUUUUGAUGUCAUGUCACAAAGUGUAACAUGGCCAUACAAAUGAUUUUUAUUUUUAAUCAAUAAUUACUCAAAAUUGACUGCAUGUGUGUUAAGCAGCAAAUGCGGUACCCCUCCACCUCCACUUUCAUAUUUUGUUAAUCAUGCUUUCCUUCGAUUUGCCAGAUAAACACAUUCCAAGCCUUUUCCUCUGAAUUUAGUGUUGCCCAGAUUAUUGAUUACCUACUGGUAUUAUUUUCCAAGCCAAGACCUGGGUCUCUUUUGCAUUUUGACACACUCCUUGCUUCAGUGGAAGCAGCUUUUUUGUUGUUUCUUGAUGUUUUUUGACUGUUUGCCAAGAUGGAGAAAUUUAAAUGAAAACUUGCAGUGAUAAGGAAUCUUAAAGGAGCUACAUGCCGGAGGGGGGAGGGGGCGUAUAUUGAUUCACUGUUCCAUAAUUUCUGCCAACACAGCAUAAACAUAAUGUGCAUUUGUAUGAUUUUAUUCUCUGAACGUCCUUUAUGACUUUAUACCAAAGUUUAGCAGUAACUGCUUUGGCAAUAUCCAAUGCUGCUUUUUUUUUUUUUUUUUUGAAAUUUUGUUUUCAUUAGUAUUUUUGGACCUUUUUUCUUUGUUUUGGACCUGUACAUUCUGUAAAGCAUGUCUAACAAGCCUUUUUGUUACGUAGCAAUUACUCGAACAUUAAACAUGAAUUCUGAACAUUG
Molecule: messenger RNA, 5005 nt
Organism: Micropterus salmoides (largemouth bass)
Lineage: Eukaryota; Metazoa; Chordata; Actinopteri; Centrarchiformes; Centrarchidae
Product: leucine-rich repeats and immunoglobulin-like domains protein 2
Molecular function (GO): protein binding
Source: RefSeq, a predicted model, not a curated record